GAUAACACGGCUUUAUUAUCUUAAACGAGCGGAACUGAAAACCAUAUAUACCUCCCUUGGUUCCCUAACCGGUCCAAACCACGGCCUCAGGAUUUCAACCGAUCGUUCAACAGAGCAUACCACAUAACGAGCGAACCCCUUGCAUUAGACAAGAGACCCACAUUGCCGAUGACAAACUUCAACCAAUCUAUUAACGCCCGAGAUUUGUCUUCUCGCCUCGACCGCCUCUUGCAAAACGACACCCUAUCUUUCCAUGGCUCCAUCGCCCAUGACGCCAACACCAUGUCAGGAAACCGAAGAGUCCCCCGAACCGCCUCCUUCGACUCACUCCCACGCUUCUCAAAAUCCUCAACUAUGUCCUCAAUCUCAACCAGCUCAACCCGAUUCUCGGGUCUGUAUGCAUACCCAAGCCGCGCGCUUCACCGCAAGGAUGUCGUGGUCAGUCCGGGCGAGUUCAGUACGCCACGCGUGCCCAGACAUAAUAGAAGGGGCACAGAUGUCAGUGCGCAGAGCAGCAGUGAGAGCCGAAAGAAGAAGGACAGCUUCCAGGCCCAUGCUUAUGGGCGACAUAGUAAUCAAUGGUUGUUCAACGACUUUAGCAUUACUGAUGCUGUUAGAAAGGGAUAUGGAAAGUGUUUUGGACGGGACAACUAAGGUUGAGAAACUACAAAGCUCUUACUAUACUGCACUCUUAUGGGGAAGUGGGGCGAAGGCUAAGGUAUUGGAAUAUGGCAUUCUCCAACGCGGAGAAUACAAUCGGUCACCACUCAACCAUCUUCCUUUUCUUCAAUAUCAUCUCCAUGUUUGC
Molecule: messenger RNA, 808 nt
Organism: Boeremia exigua
Lineage: Eukaryota; Fungi; Ascomycota; Dothideomycetes; Pleosporales; Didymellaceae
Exons: 2
Coding region: 169-654 (161 amino acids)
Source: RefSeq, a predicted model, not a curated record